Messenger RNA from Aspergillus tubingensis, 933 nucleotides. Its product is annotated as phytanoyl-CoA dioxygenase family protein. The transcript has 3 exons. Bases 1 to 933 code for a protein of 310 amino acids. Lineage: Eukaryota; Fungi; Ascomycota; Eurotiomycetes; Eurotiales; Aspergillaceae. The record is from RefSeq and is a predicted model, not a curated record.
AUGCCAUUCAAUCCCAACAAAUACAACGACGAAGUUCAGAAGGUGUCCAAAGACACCCCGGUGGAGGAAAUCAUCUAUCUACUCAAACGAGACGGAGGUGUAUUCAUCAAGGGCCUCAUCUCAGAAGAAGAUGUCGACCAAGCCUCCCAAGAAGCCAAACCUCGUUUAGAUGCAGACGUAGAAUGGAAUGGUUCUUUCUUCCCGGCACAAACCCAACGCGCCCCAUCUCUUAUCGCUCAUAGCCCGACCUAUACCAGGACUCAAGUUAUGAAUCCUCUCUUUCACCAGGUAUGCGACCAUUUCCUGACCUCCAGGCGAUGGUACUGGUGGGGAAACGAGAAGAAGAUGUCUGUCUCUAAGCCGUACGUGCACUCUUGCACGGCCAUGAGAAUUGGCCCCGGAGCCAAGGCGCAGCCCUUGCAUCGGGAUGAUUACAUUAACCAUCGCUAUCACGCUGAGAUCGGGCAAUGGGAUGAUGUGCGAGACGUGGAGCGCGAGUCUGCUGUCGGCCUCUUCGUAGCUGGGUGCCGCGUCACGCGGGAGAAUGGAGGGACGCAGUUUAUUCCUCGGAGCCAUCUUUGGGGCACAGAUCGCACUACGCCUCCAAAGGUUGAGCAAUGUAUCUUCGCCGAUAUGGAAAAAGGCGAUGGCUUCAUUAUGCUAGCAUCGGCAUACCAUGGAGGGGGUUCGAACAUCACCGAAGAUGAGUACCGGCUGAUGUUUGCCACGUUCGUCGUUCGCGGAUACCUGCGCCAGGAAGAGAACCAGUUUCUGGCCGUGCCGGCAGAUGUCGCGCGAACGUAUGACCGGGAAACUUUGGAGUUCAUGGGCUAUGCCAUGAGUGAGCCGGCCUGUGGGUACGUGGAACAGAUGGAUCCUAUCUAUCAUCUUUGUCCGGAGCUGAAGGAGAACGAGAGGCCGAGGGACUUUUAG